CUCGCAGAUAUUCUUCAUUCUCGUUUCAACGAGCGUUGGUAUAGGUCGUUCAAUAGUCGAAGCUACAGUUUUAACUUAAAUCUAAAAUGGAGUUUGUAGACAAGAAAUACAAAAUGGUCUCUUCAGAGAACUUCGAUGAUUUUCUAAAGACGAUUGGUGUUGGUUUGAUCACCCGUAAAGCGGCGAACGCUGUCACCCCAACAGUGGAAUUAAAGAAGGAUGGUGACAACUUUGUCCUGGUGACCUCAUCCACAUUUAAGACCACGGAGAUGAAGUUCAAGCCUGGAGAAGAAUUCGAUGAGGAGCGCGCUGAUGGUGCUAAGGUUAAGACAACGUGUACUUUCGAAGGCAACACCCUGAAACAGGUGCAAAAGUCGGCAGAUGGCGUGGAGAUCACCUACCUUAGGGAAUUCGGGCCCGAAGAAAUGAAAGCUGUUAUGACUGCCAAGGAUGUCACCUGCACCAGAGUGUACAAAAUACAAUAAGCCACAAGACUGCAGGGCUGCGCCCACUACAUUGUCCUAUCGUUUUACAUACAUUUAUUUAAACUACAUACUUUAAGAUAUCUUCUGCUUUACUGUUGCAAUCAUUAGCACAAUUUGUUUUUUGCCAAAAGUUUGAAAGUCGUGAGAAAACUAUCAUGUAUAUUGUAUAAGUCUUUGCUGUGUAUUUUUAAUAAAUAGUUUUCUAUAUAA
Molecule: messenger RNA, 695 nt
Organism: Pieris rapae (cabbage white)
Lineage: Eukaryota; Metazoa; Arthropoda; Insecta; Lepidoptera; Pieridae
Gene: fabp
Product: sodium/calcium exchanger regulatory protein 1
Exons: 4
Coding region: 87-485 (132 amino acids)
Biological process (GO): fatty acid transport
Cellular component (GO): cytosol; nucleus
Molecular function (GO): fatty acid binding
Source: RefSeq, a predicted model, not a curated record